AUGCGUGAAGUAUUGCGCAAUGGAAACCCUAGUCGCCCCCCGCUAACAGCUUUCAUUCUACACGCCAUGGAAAAAUUCAGCAAACAGUUAAAAAUACGACGGUGUUUUCAAUGCAAUGGGAACACAGAAUUUUACUGUAACACGUGUAAUUAUGACCUGUGUCUACAGUGUAAGGAAAGACAUGUUUUUGAUCUACACACCAAAUGCCAUGACGUUGUGAUUUACCGUGAGAAAUUCGAAUACAUCCCAAUACAAGAGAACUGUGUGAAACAUUCAGAAAAAAUUUAUGAAAUUUUCUGUACAUCUUGUGAAGAACCACUAUGUUUCCGUUGUAUAGAACGCAUACAUGAACUUAUGGACAUAAGAAUAGCCUAUAAAUUAAAACGUCAACAACACAGAGGAAUCAUUCACAACAUCAGAAGUGAGAUUCUCUAUAACAAUCUUUUUCUCAUGACAGGAAUAAAAGCUGAUAUAAAAACAUGUUACACACAAAUCUCCAGCCUUAAAUCAAAGGUGUUAAGAAAAGCCCAAAGACUUAAGGACGUCAUUGACACUGUGGUUUGUGAUGUAAAAAUCAGAUGUACAAGAUAUAGCAUGAAUAAAUUACCAGAACAAAAUAGAAAAAUCAGCAGAUACCUUGCCAGCAUAGAGAACUAUGUACACAUAUCUGAACAGUCAGCAAACAGAGCGGUAAAAUUCCUCUUAUACCAAAAGAAAGCCCUUUUCUCUAAGAUCGAGGGCAUCUCUAGUCGUGCACAACACAACCUAUCCUUCUCGACUGAGAAAAGCAACACGGAGGAUAUGAUAAAAUUGAUAAGUGAAAUCAAAAUCCUAGAGAGAGGAAGAAGACAAGUAAGAAAUGAAGAUCUGCUGAAUCUGACGUCAGCUUCUGUAUUACACAGAUCUGUCACAGUGCCCGGUGUUAAUGGGGUAACACACAUUUCCUGUGUGACCCCAAACUUAGUCUGGAUCAAUGAUUAUCAUAAACUCAUCUUAACAAACACAGCAGGUGACACAUUACAUUAUAUGGCAGAUAUAUGGAGUUAUACAUGGAGUAACGGAGCACACUCCGUGAACAUAGCUGGUGAUCUUAUUUAUAUAGAUAGGGGCGGUAACAUUAAAAGACUAUCUAAAGAUAGCAGUACAAGUAAAACACUGAUAGAGAAAACAAAUUCAUGGCAACCGCAGUGUGUCUACUGCUCCCAGUCCAAUGGAGACAUAUUGGUCAUGAUGUGGAAUACUGAUAAAAGUAAAGGUAAAGGCAUGCUAACACGUUAUAAUUACAAAGGACAACCCAUACAGACAAUAGGACACAAAAAAUCGGGUCAGAAAUUGUAUAGUUGUCCUAUCUACAUCACAGAGAACCGCAAUGGAGAUGUUAUUGUGUCUGACUUUAUCGAUUAUCAUCAAGGUGCUGUAGUAGUGACAGGGCGUGGAGGAAAAUAUCUUUUCUCCUACACAGGACCCCCAACAGGAUCAGGACUACGACCACAUGGAAUCUGUACAGACGUGCUUUUAAACAUUAUGGAUUUCACAGGAAUUCCCAUCGAAACUGAUUGUGUCCCCUCAUAA
This is a messenger RNA of Saccostrea echinata, 1572 nucleotides long. RefSeq lists its product as uncharacterized. Gene Ontology annotation, molecular function: zinc ion binding. The record is from RefSeq and is a predicted model, not a curated record. The coding region runs from base 1 to 1572 and encodes 523 amino acids. The transcript has 3 exons. Lineage: Eukaryota; Metazoa; Mollusca; Bivalvia; Ostreida; Ostreidae.